Molecule: messenger RNA, 668 nt
Organism: Leptopilina boulardi
Lineage: Eukaryota; Metazoa; Arthropoda; Insecta; Hymenoptera; Figitidae
Gene: Fdx1
Product: adrenodoxin-like protein 1, mitochondrial
Exons: 4
Coding region: 107-619 (170 amino acids)
Biological process (GO): P450-containing electron transport chain; positive regulation of oxidoreductase activity
Cellular component (GO): mitochondrion
Molecular function (GO): 2 iron, 2 sulfur cluster binding
Source: RefSeq, a predicted model, not a curated record
UUUUUGACAUUUUCAUAUACAAUAUUUUGAGGUUAGAUGUAAAAAAUUUUUGUGUUAUAUAUACAAAAAAACGUGAUUAAAAUAUAUCCAGCAUAAAUACCGGAUAAUGACACUUGCCCUGCGAUCUUUCCUUUUAUUAAGGAAAUUAAAUCAACAUUUACCAUCAAUAAUUAAUACAACAAAUUACACAAAUUUUCAUUUACAUACAACUCCAAGGUACUGUCAUGGAGAAUUUGAAAUGCAGGAUCCUAAAUCAGAGGAUGAAGUGGUUAACGUAACAUUUAUAGAUAAAACAGGCAAAAAAGUACCAAUUCGAGGAAAAAUUGGUGAUAAUGUUUUAUAUCUAGCUCAUAGGCAUGAGAUAGAAAUGGAAGGAGCUUGUGAAGCUUCUUUAGCUUGUACAACGUGUCACGUGUACGUUAAUCAUGAUUAUUUAGAUAAACUUCCACCAGCAAAGGAAGAGGAAGAUGAUCUGUUGGAUAUAGCUCCAUUUUUAAAAGAAAAUUCAAGAUUAGGAUGUCAAAUAAUUUUAACCAAGGAAUUAGAUGGUUUAGAAUUGGAAUUGCCUCAAGCGACUAGAAAUUUUUAUGUUGAUGGACACACACCAACUCCACAUUAAGUGAUAAUAAUACUGAGACGUUACAAAUAAAUAAUUGUACAUAAAUAUU